Messenger RNA from Drosophila subobscura, 1606 nucleotides. RefSeq names its product 2-hydroxyacylsphingosine 1-beta-galactosyltransferase-like. The record is from RefSeq and is a predicted model, not a curated record. The coding region runs from base 56 to 1603 and encodes 515 amino acids. The transcript has 2 exons. Lineage: Eukaryota; Metazoa; Arthropoda; Insecta; Diptera; Drosophilidae. Gene Ontology annotation, molecular function: UDP-glycosyltransferase activity.
CAGUGUAGAGCUCCGACAUGUACGGACCAGCAACCGACAAAGAAAAAACGUGAAAAUGCGCCUCGGCAGUGCUUGGCUAGCGCUUUCCCUGCUCCUCUUCCUGGAGCUAGCACGGGCUGCCAAUAUAUUGGCGGUUUUUCCCUACCGAUUUCCCUCGCCAUUCAAGCUUGUCAAUCCCCUGAUGCGAGCCCUCACCCAGCGUGGCCACAAGGUGACAAUGAUUACGCCAGUGAGUAUGCCGAGCGACAUCGAAGGAGUCCGUCACAUUCGCGUCCCGAUGCUGGACAUACAAACACAGGAAAUUCUUGACUCCGAUCUGUUUAUGGAGUUCAUAUCAAGCAAAUGGUCCGAGAGCCGUUUAACUUCCAUGUCUCUGUACAACAUAUCUCACGCAAUUCUGAGCGACAGUGCAGUCCAGCAGAUGCUUCGGAACAGAAGCGAGAAGUUCGAUAUAAUCACUCUGGAGACCGUUCACAUGGAUGCCCUCUUUGGGCUGGCUGAAUUCUACGAUGCACCCCUAAUGGGCAUGUCGGCUGUGAGCAUCAAUUGGGCAGUGGACUACUUCGCGGGCAAUCCCUCGCCCAGUGUGUAUGAGCCCAUCUCCCCUGCAGGAUACUUGUGGGACAACUCGCUGCUGAGCAGAUGGUACAACUGGAUCUACAUAACCGAGGAACAGCUCAUCGAGACCCUGAUCUACCGCCCGGCUCAGCUGCGUCUCUUGAAGCAAUUCUUCGGCUAUCCGCCCGAAAUGCUCAGUGACCUGCGGGCCAGGUUCUCAGUGAUCCUGAUGAAUACUCAUUUCAGCCUGGGCCGGGUUCGAGCCAACGUACCCAACAUCAUCGAGGUGGCCGGAUUACACCUCAGCGAGCUCCCGGAGCCGUGCGAUAAAGAGCUGCAACGCUUCCUGGACGAGGCCGAGCACGGCGUCAUCUACUUCUCGAUGGGCAUGGAGAUCAUGGUCCGGUUCCUGCCCGAGAACCUGCAACAACAGCUGCUGGAUACCUUCGCCCAGCUGGAGCAGCGCAUUGUCUGGAAAAGAGAGAUGGAGCUGCCCAACAAGUCGGAUAACAUCUACACCAUUCAUCAGUCUCCGCAGCGCCAGGUGCUGACCCAUCCCAAUGUCAAGCUCUUCAUCACCAACGGUGGACUCCUCAGCAUUAUAGAGGCGGUUCACAGCGGAGUUCCCAUGCUGGGACUGCCGGUCUUCUUUGACCAGUUUGGCAACAUGAGACGCAUGCAGAAGGUCGGCGUGGCCGAAUGCCUUGACAUCAACACCAUGACGGUGGACUCAUUGACCACCACCAUCCGUUCGAUGCUCGUGGAUCCACGCUAUGCCCGCAAGGCCAAGGAGCUCUCGCAGUGCUUCAAGGAUCGACCCAUGAGUCCCCUGGAGACGGCCGUCUGGUGGACAGAGUACGCCCUACGCCACAAGAACGUCUCCCACAUGCGGAUGAACAUCGAGGAGGUUCCUCUUAUGCGCUACUACAGCCUGGACAACCUGCUGAUGCUGAGCCUCCGCUUCGGCAUCAUGGCUGUCGUUAUGAUCUUUUUGGGCUUUAUGCUGUUCAAGAUACUUCAAGAUAGACAGCGACUGUUACAUUAGUUA